Molecule: messenger RNA, 2065 nt
Organism: Humulus lupulus (European hop)
Lineage: Eukaryota; Viridiplantae; Streptophyta; Magnoliopsida; Rosales; Cannabaceae
Product: MDIS1-interacting receptor like kinase 2-like
Exons: 3
Coding region: 568-1680 (370 amino acids)
Biological process (GO): protein phosphorylation
Molecular function (GO): ATP binding; protein kinase activity
Source: RefSeq, a predicted model, not a curated record
AUGGAAGAUAAUACUCGUCAUAAAAAGAGGACCUAUCGCCAUGAUUCAUGUGUUUAUUAUCUAACAGGGAUGAUCGUCGGGCUUAAGUAAUACAUUAAUUUAAAUGCUGACCAAGUGGGAGAAUGUUAGAAUAUUAUUUAUUUGGUAUAUAAAAUCAACUAAUUGAUUUAAUAUAUUCAAUAUUUAAUUUAUUGACAAAAUAUUCUAAUUAAUGGUCAACAUUGUUUGUUACCUGAUUUGUUGUUACCCGAUUUUUCAUAUCCCAACUGAUUGAGGAAAUAUCUCAAUCUGUGGCAGAGACUCUGAUGGUAGGUCUCACUCUAUAAAUAUAGAGUACCGGUCCCCAAGCUCGCUACUCAUUCUGACUUCCAGUAACUCCAUCUAAAAGAGUUAGUGAGAGCUUGGAAGCCCGUGUACUCGUUCUAACUUCUGUUAUUUUUCUUUUGUAGAUCUAAAGCUAGAUCGAGGUUAUCAAUAGCAAUGGCUGGAGGUAUACAAUAUUCGAUUUUUUUUUGCAUAUGUUCAUUCAUAUAUUAAUUCCGCCUACAUGUAUAUAGAAUUGUUCAUAUGUCUACUUUCAUAUUAAUUCUAACAGUUUGUGCUUUGAUAAUACUUAGUCUGACUCUUAUAAUUUGCUUAUUGACUCGGAAAGGCAGUCACCUGGACGAUGAGAGUCGAAGCUCUGACAAGUUCGACAACACCGAAACAUUGAUAUGGGAAGAAGAAGAAGAAGAACUACAAGAAGAAGAAUUCACUUUCCAAGAAAUUCUUAAAGCCACAGAGGACUUCUCUGAGAAAUACUGCAUCGGAAAAGGAGGAUUUGGCAGCGUGUACAAGGCUGUUCUGAAUUCGAGUAUAGUUGCUGUCAAACAUUUGUACGCGUCGGACUCGAACGAAGUCCCGAAGAGUUACCAACAGAGUUUCCUUAACGAGAUAAAGACUUUGACUAAAGUCAAGCACCGAAACAUCAUAAAGCUACAUGGGUUUUGUUCGAGGAAAGGCUGCAUGUACUUGGUGUAUGAAUACAUACAAAGAGGAAGCUUAGCAAAAGUGUUGUAUGGCUUAGACAGUGAAGAUCUUGUCUGGGAAAUAAGAAUGAGAAUUGUUCAAGGCCUGGCUCAUGCGCUUGCUUACUUACACCAUGAUUGUUCUCCGCCCAUUGUCCACCGAGAUGUCACCUUGAACAAUAUACUACUCGACUGGGAUUUUGAGCCGAAACUGUCUGAUUUUGGCACAGCCAGAUUGUUGAGCCCUGACUAUCCUAAUUGGACUAGUGUUCAAGGAUCAUAUGGCUACAUGGCACCAGAGCUGGCUCAGACAAUGCGUGUAAGAGAUAAGAUUGAUGUGUAUAGCUUUGGAGUUGUGGUAUUAGAAGUAAUGAUGGGAAGGCACCCUGGGGAGAUGCUGGAAUCACUAUCAGCAUCAACAAGAGCAUUGUCAAAUGGUACUGAAUUGCUUCCCAAGGAUGUCUUGGACCAGAGGUUGCCUCCUCCAGAUGGGGAAUUGGCUGAGGCAGUGGUGUUCAUGGUGACUAUAGCCUUGUCAUGCACUAGAACCAACCCUGACAAGCGGCCAAACAUGCGGUUCGUGGCACAAGAGCUAUCGGCUCGCAUUCAGCCUUACCUCUCUGAACCUUUUAGGUCCAUAACCAUGAACAAGUUGACGGGCUUUCGAAAGUGAGAAGAAAAUGACGACUGAAACUCAAUACGGAUGCAGCAGACUUUCACAACAGGAGAACUAGUCUUGUGGCUAUCCUAAGUGACUCCAAUGGUACUAUUAUUGCUGCCAUGUCAAGACCUGUCAUUGGUUCUUUCAAAGUGGACGUUAUGGAGGCCAUGGCCUUAUUAUUACACAGCCUCAAAUGGCUUCUUGAGAUGCAAUUGCAAGUACAUUAUAUUGAAAUUGAUUCCUUUCCGGUGGUUCAAGGAUUGCAGUCUCUACAGGCCCCUUGCUCUGAAUAUAACUCAUUAUUAUUUGACAUUAGACAUCUUGUAUCUAAUAUUCCUGUAACACAGAUCUCACAUCUCUUUAGAUAUGUUAACAAUGAGGCUCAUUUGUUAGCUAA